AUGGAGAAGCUCAUUUCAAGUAGGCGCAACCUUAAAUCCGUGCCAGAAUCUUAUAUUCUACCACCGGAAAUUAGACCUGGCAACACUGUUUUUCCUCUAUGUAACAUCAUUCCAGUGAUUGACCUUGGAGGAGAUCAUCUAGCUUGUGAUGGAGCGAAAAUCACUGAUGAACUGGUAAAGGCUAGUCAAGAAUUUGGAUUUUUCCAGUUGAUUAAUCAUGGGGUUUCGGAGAAUUUAAUGCAAGAUGUGUUGAAGGUGGCCAAUGAGUUCUUUCAACUGCCUGCAGAUGACAAAGAUAGAUUCUACUCUGAGGACCCCAGGCAAAGUUGCAGGCUUUACACAAGCAUCGAUUAUGUUCAGGAAAAGGUGCAUUAUUGGAGAGACAACUUGCGACACCCUUGUCAUCCUCUUCAGGAACAUGUACAAUUUUGGCCUGAAAAGCCAACUCAAUACAGAGAAGUGAUUGGGAAAUAUUCCAUUGAGGUUAGGAGGAUAAGUUUGUUUCUUUUGGACUUAAUAUGUAAAGGAUUGGGACUUGAAAGUGGAUAUUUUGAGAACGAACUAAGCCAAGUUCAAUCGAUGACCAUUAAUCACUAUCCACCAUGCCCAGAUCCGAGUUUGACCUUGGGAUUGCCUAAACAUAGCGAUGUAGGCCUCUUAACCAUUUUGCUCCAAGGAGAUAUUCCUGGGCUUCAAGUCCUUAAGGAUGGGCAGUGGCUUGCUGUUGAGCCUCUUCCUAAUGCAUUUGUGGUCAACAUUGGCCAUGUGUUACAGAUUAUUAGUAAUGGGAGGCUAAAGAGUGCUGAGCAUAGAGUUGUCACCAAUCCAAAGGUUGCGAGAACAACAGUUGGCAGCUUCAUCCUUCCUUCCCCUGAUAGCUACAUUGAAUCUGCAAAAGCACUGACUAACAACUGCUAUCCUCAACUCUAUAGAACUUUUGUGUACAAAGAUUUUCUUCAUGCUUAUAUUGCAGAUACUAGCAAUGGGAUACCGCCUCUCGAGCGCUACAAGCUCCAGCACUGA
This is a messenger RNA of Dovyalis caffra, 1023 nucleotides long. The record is from the annotation of a GenBank genome assembly. NCBI's taxonomy places the organism in Eukaryota, Viridiplantae, Streptophyta, Magnoliopsida, Malpighiales, Salicaceae.